Molecule: messenger RNA, 2349 nt
Organism: Athalia rosae (coleseed sawfly)
Lineage: Eukaryota; Metazoa; Arthropoda; Insecta; Hymenoptera; Athaliidae
Product: zinc finger MYM-type protein 1-like
Exons: 4
Coding region: 1-2349 (782 amino acids)
Molecular function (GO): protein dimerization activity
Source: RefSeq, a predicted model, not a curated record
AUGAACAAGCCCAAAACCUCAUCAGGGUCCCAAAAGCGGAAAAUAAUAACAGCUCGAUCUGAGGUGGACAAGAAAAGCGCCGCUUUCUUUCGAGGCUUUGUAAAGUGGUUGAGAUCUGGUGACGAGGGUGGCGAAUGUAGUUACACCAUAGAUGACUUAGACCCCGCUUGCCCUCCUUCCGGAGUCAUAGUAGAUUCUGAUAAAAUUUCAGAUACUAAGUCUGUGAAUAUUGAAGACACGACGAUAGCUACGGAUAAAAAUGACUUGGUAGAACAAGUUAAACAAAAAGAUGCUUCAGUACCAAAUAUUAAUUGGCAAGACCCCGCUGAGUGGCCGAAUAACAUCAGCAAUGGUUCAAGCGUAGAAUUGGUAAAGCUAGGGCCUACAAAAAUAGAUCGGAAUAGAGUUUUUCCUUUUGAUACAGAUCGCCGACGAUUUACCACGGAAAAUUGUCAUCGAUCCCUCAAGAAUGGCGAAAAAAUUGAAAGAUCCUGGUUAAUUUAUUCCGAGAGUACGGAUUCCGUUUAUUGUUUUUGCUGCAAAUUAUUUGGCUCCCGCAACAUCCCAACCCAAUUGCAAUCGACCGGAUUCAGGUCCAGGCGGCACUUGCAAGACGGCUUGAGCUCGUAUGAAAAAUCCAAAAUGCACAUUGAAUGCAUGACAAAGUGGAGAGAGCUCAAAGUCCGUUUAGAUUGUAGAAACACCAUUGAUAACAAACAUCAAGAUUUGAUACAAAGAGAAAAAAAUUAUUGGAAACAAGUACUUGAAAGACUUCUUGAAAUAGUUAUAUCUAUGGUUAUACACUUAGCUAAGCGGAAUAUGGCAUUUCGAGUCGAGCUGAUGGCGAAAUUCGAUCCUAUUUUAAGCGAUCAUGUACGUCGAGUUCAAAGUGGGGACCUCCAACGCGUUCACUAUUUGGGAAAGGAAACUCAGAAUGAAUUCAUUGACAUACUGGGUGAAUCCAUCUUCAAAGAAAUCGUGUCUAAAGACACCGUAGAAAUUUGCGAGCAUUUCAUUGGCUUCGUUGUUGUAAACGAUACAACUGGUCAUGGGUUGUAUGAAACGUUGUUGAAUAUCUUAAAAUCCAACAAUCUUGAAUUGAAGAACUGUCGGGGUCAAGGGUAUGACAAUGGCAGUAACAUGAAGGGUAAAAAUAGUGGUGUUCAGGCCAGAAUUUUAAAGGAUAAUAGAAGGGCAAUCUUCGUUUCCUGCAGUUGUCACAACCUCGACCUAGUAGUUUCAGAUGCCGUACAUUCGUCCGUCACUGCUGAACUAUUCUUUGGUGUUCUUCAAAGGCUAUUUACAGUCUUUGCUGCUUCAAUCCAAAGGUGGCAAAUAUUGAAGGAGCACGUUAGUAUCAGUGUCAAAUCGUUACCUGAAACUUGCUGGGAAAGGAAAAUAAAUGCUAACGGUAAAGAUGCAAAACUGAGGUCGGAACUGAGAGGCCUUCGUUUCGUAAUUGAGGCUAUGUCUUUUCUGAUUCGAUUAGUAGUCUGGUAUGAUGUAUUGCAAGUAAUUAAUAGAGUCAGUAAAGCUUUGCAAUGUCCAAAAGUUGAUUUGGAUACUGCGAUCGACAUGAUCGAUGGUGCCAUUCUUCAAUUAAAAGCCUUUCGAGAAUCCGGUUUCAAAACUUGCGUGGCCACAGCUAAAGAAAUGGCUGAAAAGUUGGACAUUCCGCAAACUUUACCCGAAUCACGUACUCCACGAAAAAAACGAUUCUUUGAUUAUGAGCUUCAGCACGACAAUCGACCUAGUGAUCCAAUGAAACGGAUAGAAAUUGAAUUUUUUGAUAAAUUAUGCGAUAUAACGAUAUCUGGUUUACGCGAACGUUUCGAAAUGACCCAAAAUGUUUGUGAACCUUUUAGUAUCAUCCGUAACUCAGAUAAUUUUGUGAAAUUGGAUAAAACCCAAAUUUUGACUAACAAAUCGAAGGCUUUAGAAGAUUUUCUGACUGGAGAAGACGAAAAAAGUGACAUCGAUGGGCGAGAGCUUGCUGAAGAACUGGAAUCCCUAAAGGCUUACUUUAUAAUAGCUGAAAUGACCAAUUUGAAUGCACUCGCUAUGUUAUCUCAUAUUAUCGGCAAGGGUUUGAAUGAGAUAUAUCCACAUUUGACUGUUGCAUUGAGAAUUUUUUUAACAUUACCAGCAACCUCCGCGUCGGGUAAAAGGACUUUUUCAAAGCUAAAGCUCAUAAAAACUUACUUGCGAUCUACUAUGUGCCAAGAUCGACUAAAUGGUUUAGCUGCGAUGUCGAUCGAGCAUAAAAUUUUUAGCGAGUUGAAUUUCAAAGAUAUUAUUGCGACUUUUGUCAAGAAAAAAUUUCGCAGAGUUCCACUUAGAAAUCAGUAG